UUGAGGAUCGAUUACUGGGAACUGUCACCUGAGCAGGUCAUCAUCAAGAACGAGCAACUGGGACAUGGUGCUUACGGACAGGUUUACAAAGGGAAACUUAUCGGUCCUUCGCCAGGAAUAUUACGGUAUCACAAAAAUGAAGUAGCCCAAUUCACCGACUGUGACUGUGCUGUGAAGAUGCUACCGAAAUAUGCUUCCGACAGCGCCAGAGCAGAAUUCAUGCACGAAAUCGAGUUGAUGAAAACCCUUGGCUUUCACGACAACAUCGUCAGCAUGUUGGGCUGCAUCACAGCGGCUAAUAAAUCCUGCUUAGUGAUCGAAUACUGCGCCAGCCGAGAUUUGCUCCGUUAUCUGAAACAACGAAAGACGGAACUGGAGAUUAGUAAGUCAAUUGAUGAGCAAAUCGAGUGCACGAAAGAGUUUCUGAAUUUCGCAUGGCAGAUUGCACAGGGAAUGUGUUACUUAGGACAGAAGAAUAUCAUACAUCGAGACCUAGCUGCAAGAAAUAUUCUCAUUGCAGUAAUAGACGGAAUGAAGAACGCUAAGGUUUGUUAA
Messenger RNA from Cooperia oncophora, 555 nucleotides. Lineage: Eukaryota; Metazoa; Nematoda; Chromadorea; Rhabditida; Trichostrongylidae. The record is from the annotation of a GenBank genome assembly.